Messenger RNA from Pneumocystis carinii B80, 397 nucleotides. RefSeq lists its product as hypothetical. The transcript is spliced from 4 exons. Gene Ontology annotation, molecular function: transcription corepressor activity. Bases 43 to 351 code for a protein of 102 amino acids. The record is from RefSeq and is a predicted model, not a curated record. Lineage: Eukaryota; Fungi; Ascomycota; Pneumocystomycetes; Pneumocystales; Pneumocystaceae.
AUAUAUUAUUUAAUAAGUAAAAUAUAAAGAUCAGCUAUUAUAAUGCAGUGUACAGACAGUAAAGGCUCAGGAGAACCAUCAGCUAAGUUUUCUUCAGAAGAAAUAAAAGAAAUCAACGAAUCAGAAAUAUCUAAAAACUUAGAAGAAGAAUCAAAAGAAAAGGAAAUAGUAGAUUCAGCAUAUGAUAUUGUUCCAUUAGUAGAUUCACUUUUAGAAGAAUUAAAAAAUAAAUUUGAAAUACUUUCAGAGGAGAUUUUUAUGAAAAUUAAUAAAAUAACGGAGCAGUUGGAUACAAUGGAAAUAUCAAUAAAUCAGAUGAUAGCAGAAAGUAAAGAGAAAGAAGAGUUAUAAGAAGAAGAAAUUUGAAUUUAUUUAAGUAAUGAAAAAGAAAUGUUAG